Molecule: messenger RNA, 1406 nt
Organism: Arachis duranensis
Lineage: Eukaryota; Viridiplantae; Streptophyta; Magnoliopsida; Fabales; Fabaceae
Product: NAC domain-containing protein 6
Exons: 3
Coding region: 77-1024 (315 amino acids)
Biological process (GO): regulation of DNA-templated transcription
Molecular function (GO): DNA binding
Source: RefSeq, a predicted model, not a curated record
AUCAAAUUCAUUUAAACAUAACAACACAAGAAGAGAACCAUAAUUAAGCAAGCGACAUAUACAUAAUACAUAAUUGAUGAUUGAUAUGGGUUCUUCAUCAGUAAUAGAAGGUGAAGUUACACUUCCAGGAUUCAGGUUUCACCCUACUGAAGAAGAGCUCCUUGAUUUCUAUCUCAAGAACAUGGUCGUUGGAAAGAAGCUCCGUUUCGAUGUCAUCGGCUUCCUCAACAUCUAUCACCAUGAUCCCUGGGACUUGCCAGGAUUGGCUAAAGUGGGAGAGAGGGAAUGGUAUUUCUUUGUGCCUCGGGACAGAAAGCAUGGCACCGGGGGAAGGCCAAACCGGACCACCGAGAAAGGGUUCUGGAAAGCAACCGGUUCCGACCGUAAGAUCGUUACCUUGUCUGAUCCGAAGCGCAUAAUUGGAUUGAGGAAGACACUGGUUUUCUAUGAGGGAAGAGCUCCACGUGGAUCCAAGACCGAUUGGGUCAUGAAUGAGUACCGUUUACCUGACAAUUGCCCCUUGCCUAAGGACAUAGUGUUAUGCAAGAUAUAUAGGAAGGCGACUUCGUUGAAAGUGUUGGAGCAAAGAGCAGCAAUAGAGGAAGAGAUGAAGCAAAUGGUAGGUUCCCCUGAAUCCACACCUUCCUCCACAGACACCAUGUCCUAUGAAGAACAACAACAGAAUCAGAAUCAGAAUCAGAAUCUGCAAUUGUUACCACCACAACAUGUUGUUACUAAGAAAGAGGUUGAAGCUGAACUUGAAGAGGAAAAAAUGGUACAUGUUACAUUGGCAACAACAAAGCAAGAAAACAAGGACACAACAAAGAACAAUAAAAGUAGUUGUUGUGGUAACACAAACACUAACAGUAACACAAGUAGUCUUCAAUUGCCAUUUGGGAAGGAUAAGAUCCCAGAGCUUCAAAUGCCUAUGAUGAUCACUGAUUGGACCCAAGACACAUUUUGGGCUCAAUUGAAUAGUCCUUGGCUCCAAAACUAUACCUACUCCAACAUAUUAAACUUCUAGUAAUAUUAUCAAUCCAAACUUCCAAACCAUUCACUUCAAGUGCAACUUAAUUAGUUAUUAUUUAUUACCUAUUUUAUUUAUUUUGGAAUAUGUAUAUGCAGUGAAUUAAUUAAUUAAUAACAUAAGUUAUCUACCUCAUUUAUUUAAUUUAGGGCAGGUGUUUAUUCAAGUUUAACAAAAAUUGUGCCAAGCUGUAACUUAUAGUGGACCCUAUACCCUAUUUUUAGUGGGAUUUAUUGGCUUAUUUAUUUGGCCAGUUUCAUCACUGUAUAGGGAGGGAAAUUCGGGUUGUAAAGUUUAUUGUUAUUGUCUCAGCACAAUAAUUUUGUGAUUUAUUUAUUAUGUAAGUUACUAUGAAAUUUCUUUAGUUCUUUUACUUGAA